CAUCCCAUAGUCACCAAGGACCGCCGAGAGAAGAAAGUUCCUGAGGAUGACGAUGAUGAUGACUUUACCUUGCCUGAGGGUGUUGAGCCAUUGCUGAACGAGACUCCAAUCUAUACUGAUACUACUGCUGCUGGUAUUUCCCUGUUGUUUGCCCCACGCCCAUUUAACAUGAGAUCUGGUCGGACAAGGCGUGCUGAAGAUAUACCCCUUGUGUCAGAUUGGUUUAAGGAGCAUUGUCCUCCAUCAUAUCCUGUCAAGGUGCGUGUCAGUUAUCAGAAGCUACUGAAAUGUUUUGUGUUGAAUGAGCUGCAUCAUAGACCUCCCAAGGCCCAGAAGAAGAAGCAUCUUUUCCGCUCACUUCAGGCCACAAAAUUUUUCCAAACCACAGAACUUGAUUGGGCUGAAGCUGGUCUCCAAGUUUGCAAGCAGGGAUACAAUAUGCUGAAUCUCUUGAUCCAUAGGAAAAACCUGAAUUAUCUUCACCUUGAUUACAAUUUUAAUUUGAAGCCUGUUAAGACACUAACUACAAAGGAACGUAAGAAAUCCCGGUUUGGUAAUGCUUUCCACCUUUGUCGUGAAAUUCUGCGUUUGACAAAGUUAGUUGUUGAUGCCAAUGUUCAGUUCCGUCUGGGAAAUGUUGAUGCAUUUCAGCUGGCAGAUGGAUUGCAAUACAUUUUUUCACAUGUGGGUCAGUUGACGGGUAUGUACCGUUACAAGUACAGGCUUAUGAGGCAGAUUCGAAUGUGUAAGGAUUUGAAACAUUUGAUCUAUUAUCGAUUCAAUACUGGGCCAGUUGGAAAAGGUCCUGGUUGUGGUUUCUGGGCACCUAUGUGGAGGGUGUGGUUAUUCUUCCUUCGGGGUAUAGUGCCUCUUCUGGAACGAUGGUUGGGAAACUUACUGGCGAGGCAAUUUGAGGGUCGUCAUUCGAAGGGGGUGGCCAAAACUGUCACAAAGCAACGUGUUGAAAGCCACUUUGACUUGGAGCUCCGUGCUGCAGUAAUGCAUGAUGUCCUUGAUGCUAUGCCAGAGGGUAUCAAGCAAAAUAAAGCGAGAACCAUUUUGCAGCAUCUAAGUGAAGCAUGGCGUUGUUGGAAGGCAAAUAUUCCUUGGAAGGUCCCAGGUUUGCCUGUUCCUAUUGAGAACAUGAUUCUUCGUUAUGUCAAAUCAAAAGCUGAUUGGUGGACAAAUGUUGCUCACUACAACCGUGAACGUAUAAGAAGAGGAGCAACUGUUGACAAGACUGUGUGUCGUAAAAACCUUGGAAGAUUGACUCGCCUUUGGCUGAAGGCUGAACAGGAGCGGCAACAUAACUACUUGAAAGACGGCCCAUAUGUUACUCCAGAAGAAGCAGUAGCUAUUUAUACUACCACUGUGCAUUGGUUGGAGUCGAGGAAGUUUUCUCCUAUUCCAUUCCCUCCAUUGUCAUACAAGCAUGACACGAAGCUACUUAUCCUUGCCCUUGAGAGACUGAAAGAAUCUUACAGUGUGGCUGUGAGGUUAAACCAACAGCAAAGGGAAGAGUUGGGCCUCAUUGAGCAAGCUUAUGAUAAUCCGCAUGAGGCAUUGUCAAGGAUUAAGCGUCACCUGCUUACUCAGCGUGCCUUCAAAGAAGUUGGCAUAGAGUUCAUGGACUUGUACAGUUACCUGAUUCCUGUUUAUGAGAUCGAACCACUUGAGAAGAUUACUGAUGCGUACCUGGAUCAGUACCUAUGGUAUGAAGGUGAUAAGCGCCAUCUUUUCCCAAAUUGGAUUAAGCCUGCCGAUUCAGAGCCACCACCACUAUUAGUGUAUAAAUGGUGUCAAGGCAUAAACAAUUUGCAAGGAGUAUGGGACACCAGUGAAGGACAGUGUGUGGUGAUGCUGCAGACGAAGUUUGAGAAAUUCUUUGAAAAGAUUGACCUGACCAUGUUGAACAGGCUUCUGCGUUUGGUGCUGGACCACAAUAUUGCUGAUUAUGUUACUGCAAAAAACAACGUUGUGCUGUCUUACAAAGAUAUGAGUCACACAAAUUCAUAUGGGCUAAUACGUGGUCUUCAAUUUGCUUCAUUUGUUGUACAGUACUAUGGGCUUGUGUUGGAUCUCUUGCUCCUAGGUUUAACUCGAGCUAGUGAAAUUGCUGGUCCACCACAGAUGCCCAAUGAAUUCAUAACCUUUAGUGAUACUAGAGUGGAAACGAGGCAUCCUAUCCGGUUGUACUCUCGCUACAUUGACAAGGUGCAUAUAUUAUUUCGCUUCACUCAUGAAGAGGCUCGGGACCUUAUCCAAAGAUAUCUUACUGAGCAUCCUGAUCCCAACAAUGAAAACAUGGUUGGUUAUAACAACAAGAAAUGCUGGCCAAGGGACGCAAGAAUGAGGCUCAUGAAGCAUGAUGUUAAUCUUGGGAGAAGUGUCUUCUGGGACAUGAAGAAUCGGCUGCCUAGAAGUAUUACUACAUUGGAGUGGGAAAACAGCUUUGUCUCUGUUUAUAGCAAAGAUAACCCAAACUUGCUCUUCAGCAUGUGUGGAUUUGAAGUUCGG
This is a messenger RNA of Nicotiana tabacum (common tobacco), 2517 nucleotides long. The record is from RefSeq and is a predicted model, not a curated record. Lineage: Eukaryota; Viridiplantae; Streptophyta; Magnoliopsida; Solanales; Solanaceae.